Galleria mellonella (greater wax moth) is the source of this 367-nucleotide messenger RNA. RefSeq names its product pupal cuticle protein C1B-like. NCBI's taxonomy places the organism in Eukaryota, Metazoa, Arthropoda, Insecta, Lepidoptera, Pyralidae. The record is from RefSeq and is a predicted model, not a curated record. The coding region runs from base 6 to 296 and encodes 96 amino acids. The transcript is spliced from 2 exons.
CCGAAAUGCGACUCAACAUCACAUUCAAACCAUCGCUGAAUUCGUUUGUUUGUGCUAACUUACUUAACUACUUAAACAAAAUGUUCAAGCUGUUCAUCUUCGCCUGCUUCAUGGCCCUCGCUGCCGCCAAACCCGGAGUACUCGCCCCGGUGGCAUACACCGCCCCCGUAGCGGCGGCGUACACAGCACCUGUGGCGGCCGCGUACACCGCUCCCGUCGCAUACACCGCUCCUGUUGCAGCCUACUCCGCGUACACCUAUGCCUCCCCAUACGCCGCUUACUACCUGCGUCGUUAAGUUGUAAAGAAAAUAUCAAAAAAAUAAUGACUGCCAACCAAGUCUGAAUAAUAAAUUAUUAAUCAUUUGAA